AAAGCAGCGUAAAACAGGAAAGCCUGGACAAUGGUUAAGCGAUUAAAUCAUAGCAAUGAGAAGACAUCACGGCAGAAAGCAAGAAUGGUCUGAGCAGUAAACAGAACUGAACAUUUUGCCUUAACACUAUAAAUAUUGCAAAACCAGCCGAGAGAGCCCAGGAUAACUUGAUCUCAGGUCCUUCCUCAAGCACCAGGUGGGAACAGGCAGUCAUGUCCCAGAUGAAGCAGAUCCUGUGAUGUGCCAUACCAAUCAGAUUUUCCUUCUGCACCACAUUUUCUAUCUUCUUCCAACUGCUGCUUUGUACUGAGAGGAUCUGAAAGACUGAAGAAGAGAGGGAGGAAAAAAAUAGCCAAGCCAGCGGCAUCUCUGUGGAUGUGGAAUAAGGGCGCUGCUCGGCUCACACAGAUCCACUUGCUAAGUCAGGAAUUACAGCUGUUACUGAGGAGCACGCGGCGCGGCUCUCGGGAGGGCGCCGAGGGAGCCGCAGAACCAGGCUCUGCUCUCAGGCACUCCAAGCUCUGCUCUCCUCACGUCAGCACUGCCAUGGAGCCCAACAGCCCCAAAAAGAUCCAGUUUGCCGUGCCGCUGUUUCAGAGCCAAAUAGAUCCCGAAGCAGCUGAGCAGAUCAGGAAGAGAAGGCCUACACCAGCAUCGCUUGUCAUCAUGAAUGAGCAUGUGCCCCCAGAAAAAGAUGAGAAAAGAACAAACAUCUCACAGGCAGAAUGCCAGAGCUCAUCGCCAAAGCAGCGGAAGCAGAGCGUGUACACCCCGCCUGCCCUCAAAGGGAUAAAGCAUCUGAAGAGUCAGAGUGAUUCAGCAUUCCCAGAGGAGGAAGAGGGAAUUGGUGAAAGAGAAGAGGAAUGGGACCACUAAGCCAUGCAAGUCUGCUUGGGGGUCAGGUACCGCGAUGUGACACUGUGCGUGUGUCCCACCAUUCACCACCACUUAUGUUCCCAUACAGCAGGGUGUGCUGGGGGCACACCUUGAUUGGGCUUUAUGGCCACCUGCAAAUCUGUUCUGUGAGCCUUAUACCCAGAGAUAAAAUGGUUGUUUUAACGUCAUUCUUCUUUGAUUUUCUACGACGUAGAAAUGUCGUUGCAAACAUGGUAGUGAUCUGAUGGCAGUACUGCCAAAGCUUAACUUCUGCGUGUGAGCUGUGUUCUAAGACCUGUUGUAAAUAAAUCCCAUUUAAGAGCUACAAAAUAAAUAAUAUGUUCCUUUAGACAAGACUGUAUGUUGUACCGUGGGUUUGUCUAGCCUGUGGAGGAGUGUUUGUAUAGAAUGAUCCCAUUAGUUAAGGGCUGCUUUUACCAGUAAUGUUAGAGUGACCUGCAGUAAUGCAGACAGGAACAAAAUAAGCAGAGAUGCCUCUUCAGUCCAAUGGAGAAGUAUGUAAAGAUGUUCUUUGGUGUCUCCCAGAUACGCAACAGUUAAAAUACUUCUCUGGCUUUAAGAUUAACUGCACUUUCGUAUUAGCUAAGUUUGAUACAAAGACUAAACUUUCCACUGCUUUUAGUCAAUCUCAGAGGGCUGA
Molecule: messenger RNA, 1537 nt
Organism: Meleagris gallopavo (turkey)
Lineage: Eukaryota; Metazoa; Chordata; Aves; Galliformes; Phasianidae
Source: RefSeq, a predicted model, not a curated record